Amorphotheca resinae ATCC 22711 is the source of this 1968-nucleotide messenger RNA. RefSeq lists its product as hypothetical. Gene Ontology annotation, cellular component: endoplasmic reticulum; membrane. Gene Ontology annotation, molecular function: flavin adenine dinucleotide binding; squalene monooxygenase activity. The coding region runs from base 256 to 1752 and encodes 498 amino acids. The record is from RefSeq and is a predicted model, not a curated record. The transcript has a single exon. NCBI's taxonomy places the organism in Eukaryota, Fungi, Ascomycota, Leotiomycetes, Helotiales, Amorphothecaceae. Gene Ontology annotation, biological process: ergosterol biosynthetic process.
AGAUGCUAUUCAAGAAAAAGGGGGGAGAACCCAAGUCUUUGCCUUUUCCCUUUCCUCUCGCUCAAUCCUCCCUCACUUCCUCUUCAUUCUUUUCUUCUCCAACUCCUCUUCUUUCUCUCCCGUCAAGCACUCUCCUCCACCUGUGCCUUGGGCUUGCAUACGCCCCCCUCCCCCCGUCUACUCAUACGGUAAAGCUUGUCAGCUGCGAAUUCCUCUCACCAAUCGACCCUCAAAACCUACCUCGCAAGGCUAACCAUGUCCUCAAGCGCUCUUCAGGUCGCUAACGAGCAGCGACGACGGUUGUAUCAUGAGGCCGAUGUCGUCGUGGUGGGCGCCGGUGUCUUUGGCUGUGCCGUCGCCUUUGCUCUUGCGAAACAGGGCCGGAGCGUGCUCCUCCUCGAACGAUGGUUGAAGGAACCAGAUCGUAUAGUCGGCGAGUUAUUACAACCGGGUGGCGUCUCUGCGCUCGAGAAACUCGGUCUCUCCCACUGUCUGGAAGACAUUGAUUCAAUUGUGGUCAAGGGAUACGGUGUUGUAUACCACGGGACAGAGGUUAGGAUUCCGUACCCAGAGAAUGCUGGAGGUACGUUGGAAGGCGGCAUCUACGAAUCAGCAAACGAGAAAAGCUCAAAGCCGGAGGGGAGGAGCUUUCAUCAUGGCCGAUUCAUCGGUCAAUUGCGCAAGGCUUGCGCCAGCCAACCGAAUAUCACCCUCGUUGAGACCGAAGCCACAGAUACGAUUAUGAGUACACACAACCCCCAGGUUCUUGGAGUCGAAUCAAGAACUGUGAACCCUACAACGGGAGAAAAAGAGCAGGACUAUUAUUUCGGGAAACUUACAAUAAUCGCGGAUGGUUAUGCGUCGAAGUUCCGGAAACAAUAUAUACACAGGGCACCUGUCGUCAAGAGCAAAUUCUAUGCUUUAGAGCUGAUAGAUUGUCCAAUGCCAAUCCCAAACUAUGGCAUCGUCGUAAUAGGCGACGCAGAGCCUGUCCUUCUAUAUCAGAUCGGAACCCACGAGACUCGGGCUCUGAUCGAUAUUCCAGAAGGCCUCCCCACUGCAUCCCCCGCUGUGGGAGGGGUUCGCGCCCAUAUCAGGAACGUCGUCCUCCCUUCUCUGCCCAAGCAAGUCCAGCCUUGCUUCGAAAAGGCUCUGGAGGAUGGAAAGAUUCCAAGAAGUAUGCCAAAUAGCUGGCUACCACCUACCACACAAGCACAGAAAGGGAUUGUGUUACUCGGCGACGCCAUGAACAUGCGGCAUCCCCUAACCGGUGGCGGAAUGACCGUGGCAUUCAACGACGUCGUCCUACUCUCCACCCUCUUAUCACCCGAACGAAUCCCUGACCUGGGAGAUACGGCGGCAAUCCGAAGAGCCAUGAGAGAAUUCCACUGGAAACGCAAGGGCCUUUCCUCCAUAAUCAACAUCCUCGCACAAGCCCUAUAUAGUCUCUUCGCAGCCAACGAUGAUCAGCUCAAAGCCCUGCAGAAAGGCUGUUUCGCGUACUUCCAAAAGGGAGGCAACUGUAUUGACGGCCCAGUCGGCCUCCUCGCCGGCAUUACCAGACAGCCGCUCGUGCUCUUCUACCACUUCUUCUCGGUUGCCAUACUUUCGAUAUGGAUCGUGAUUCAGGAGACCGUGGGUGGACUCUUCGGACUAUGGAAGUUACCGAUAGCGAUCUGGGAGAGCUUUAUGAUUUUCUACAAGGCAUGCGUGGUCAUCUUCCCCUAUAUCUUCAGCGAGGUAUGGGCUUAAGAAGACCAAGGAUUUAAUGAUGUAAAAUAUAGAAGCUUUUGGCGUUGGACGUAAUUGUCUCUUUAGGGACCGGGACGGUUGUUGUUUCUUGUUGUACGCUAUACCACCAGAGCGAGCAUGGGAUGGGCGUUGAGCGAUGGAUUGAAAAAAUAUACUCUACCUAGUCAGUCAAGUCGACCUGACACUAAAAUUUAAUUAUCUUCUUCAGUAUUCCCA